This is a messenger RNA of Calidris pugnax (ruff), 2681 nucleotides long. RefSeq names its product spondin 1, extracellular matrix protein (gene SPON1). The coding region runs from base 213 to 2621 and encodes 802 amino acids. NCBI's taxonomy places the organism in Eukaryota, Metazoa, Chordata, Aves, Charadriiformes, Scolopacidae. Gene Ontology annotation, cellular component: extracellular matrix. The record is from RefSeq and is a predicted model, not a curated record. The transcript is spliced from 16 exons. Gene Ontology annotation, biological process: cell adhesion.
CCCUCCCUCUCCCCGGCAGCCGCUGAGCCGGUCCCUCCGACCCGGCAGCCUCAUGCUGGGGGCCGCUGCCGGCCGGGGCUGACCGAGCCCGCCCUGUCCCUGCUGCCCUGCCCGGCCACCCCCCACCCCGGUACGGCCACCCCUCGCCACCGGGCUCCUCCCGGCCACCCCUCGCCUCCCCGACGGGAAAAAAGUUGUGCGGAGCGCCGAGGAUGGGAGCGCAUCUGCAGCCUCUAGCCCUGCGGCUCCUGGCGUUGACUUUCCCCUUGGUGGCCAAGGGUUUUUCUGACGAAACCUUGGAGAAAGCCGCGAAAUCCGAGGGAUAUUGCAGUCGGAUCCUGCGAGCCCAAGGCACCCGGAGGGAAGGGUAUAAUGAAUUUAGCCUCAGGGUGGAGGGCGAUCCAGAAUUUUACAAGCCUGGAAACAGUUACCGGGUGACACUUUCUGCUGCCACUCCUGCGUACUUUCGAGGAUUCACAUUGAUUGCUCUCAAGGAAGGAAAAGAAGGUGACAAAGAAGAAGACCAUGCAGGAACUUUUCAGAUCAUAGAUGAAGAGGAAACACAGUUCAUGAGUAAUUGUCCUGUUGCUGUGACUGAGAGCACACCUAGAAGGAGGACACGCAUUCAGGUGUUUUGGACGGCUCCUCCUACGGGUACAGGCUGUGUAAUCCUGAAAGCCAGUAUUGUGCAGAAGCGCAUAAUUUAUUUUCAAGAUGAGGGUUCUCUCACCAAAAAAAUUUGUGAACAAGAUUCAGCCUCAGAAGGUGUGACCGACAAACCCAUUUUAGAUUGUUGUGCCUGUGGAACUGCCAAAUACAGGCUAACUUUUUAUGGAAACUGGUCAGAAAAAACACAUCCCAAAGAUUUUCCACGACGCACCAACCACUGGUCCGCCAUCAUUGGAAGUUCUCACUCAAAGAACUACAUCCUUUGGGAGUAUGGAGGAUAUGCUAGUGAAGGCGUCAAACAAGUCGCAGAGUUGGGGUCCCCAGUAAAGAUGGAAGAAGAAAUUCGACAGCAGAGCGAUGAGGUGUUAACUGUCAUCAAGGCAAAAGCGCAGUGGCCUGCCUGGCAACCUCUGAACGUGAGAGCUGCUCCCUCUGCUGAGUUUUCUGUGGACCGUCACCGCCACCUGAUGUCCUUCCUCACCAUGCUGGGCCCCAGCCCGGACUGGAACGUGGGCCUGUCUGCCGAGGACCUCUGUACCAAGGAUUGUGGCUGGGUUCAGAAAGUCGUUCAGGAUUUAAUACCCUGGGAUGCUGGCACAGACAGCGGCGUGACCUAUGAGUCUCCUAACAAACCUACAGUGCCUCAAGAGAAGAUCAGGCCACUGACAAGCUUAGAUCAUCCUCAAAGUCCAUUUUAUGAUCCAGAAGGAGGAUCUAUCAAGCUGGUAGCCAGAGUUGUCAUUGAGAGAAUUGCACGCAAGGGGGAGCAAUGCAAUAUCGUACCCGAUAACAUAGAUGAUAUUGUGGCAGAUCUAGCACCAGAGGAAAAAGAAGAAGAUGAUACCCCUGAGACAUGUAUAUAUUCCAACUGGUCCCCGUGGUCAGCCUGCAGCUCUUCCACCUGUGAAAAGGGCAAGAGGAUGAGGCAGAGAAUGCUUAAAGCUCAGCUGGACCUCAGUGUGCCCUGCCCAGAUACCCAAGAUUUUCAGCCAUGUAUGGGUCCAGGCUGCAGUGAUGAAGAUGGUUCCACUUGCAUGAUGUCUGACUGGAUUACAUGGUCCCCCUGUAGUGUUUCCUGUGGAAUGGGAACGCGCUCUAGAGAGAGAUAUGUAAAACAAUUCCCUGAAGAUGGCUCUAUGUGCAAAGUGCCUACUGAAGAGACCGAAAAAUGUAUUGUAAAUGAGGAAUGUUCCCCGAGCAGCUGCCUCGUCACGGAAUGGGGAGAGUGGGAUGAAUGCAGUGCCAGCUGUGGCACAGGGAUGAAGAGAAGGCACAGAAUGAUCAAGAUGACUCCUGCUGAUGGAUCUAUGUGCAAGGCCGAAACCACAGAGGCUGAGAAAUGCAUGAUGCCAGAAUGCCAUACCAUCCCCUGUCUACUCUCUCCUUGGUCUGAAUGGAGUGACUGCAGCGUAACCUGUGGGAAGGGCAUGCGAACCCGGCAAAGGAUGCUGAAAUCUGCUGCUGAGCUUGGGGACUGCAACGAGGAGCUGGAACAAGCAGAAAAAUGCAUGCUGCCUGAGUGCCCCAUUGACUGUGAACUAACAGAGUGGUCCCAGUGGUCCGAGUGCAAUACUUCAUGUGGAAAGGGCCAUAUGAUCAGGACAAGAAUGAUUAAAAUAGAACCACAGUUUGGAGGAACAGCAUGCCCAGAAACUGUCCAACGUACAAAAUGUCGAGUAAGGAAGUGCCUGAGAGGCCCAGGUAUGGAAAAGAGGCGCUGGAAAGAGGCCCGGGAGAAAAGGAGAAGUGAACAAGCAAAAAAAAAUAUAGAUAGUGAGCAAUAUCCAGUUUGUAGACUGAAACCAUGGACUGCUUGGACAGAAUGUUCUACACUUUGUGGAGGUGGAAUUCAGGAACGCUACAUGAUGGUAAAGAAGAGGUCCAAAAGCACUCAGUUUACUAGUUGCAGAGACAAAAAGGAGUUAAGAGCAUGUAAUGUUCAUCCUUGUUAAUGCAAGGCUUCAAAGUGAUGCACUCUGAGCUAAAUGGAAAGUCAACCUUGGUUUGGUUUU